AACACCGAACGCGAGUGCUCUGAAUUCCAUGUUGAUUUUGGUUUUGUUUAGUUAUUUUUUUUUUUAAGUGUAUUACUGAAUUUGAGUGGUUUGUUUAUUGCAUUUGGGAUUGAAAAGAACAUCACAUAAGGAGAAACACAGCUGUCAUGACGAUGAUAAUCUUGAUGAUGCGUAUAUUUCUGCUCUCGCUUGCCACAAUCUGCGUGGCGAGCAUCACACAAAGCGUUCAGCUGACGAGCUCCAUGCAGAGGCAUCUCGUCUACAUGCUGGCCGAUGGCAAUGGAGCUGGCGACGGAGCUGGCGGCAAUGCUGGUGAAAAUGUCGAGUUGGUGGGAGGGAAUUCAAAUGUGGAUGCCGAUGCCGAUGCGGAUGCGAUAUUGUUGCCCGACGAGAAGGACAAUUGCCCGGCUGGCUAUUUUCACUGCAAUACGACGGCGCAAUGUGUGCCGCAGCGGGCGAAUUGCGAUGGCAGCGUCGAUUGCGACGAUGGCUCCGAUGAGUGGAACUGUGUGAACGAGGUGGAUGCCAAGUAUUGGGAUCACUUGUUUCGCAAGAAUCCAUUUGGACGCCAGGGGAUGGAUGACAAGCCGAUUGGCGAUUGUUCUUGGCUGAAUGCCAACUUUAGCUGUCCUUGUCGUGGCUACGAGAUUUUGUGUCGUUUCCAGCAGCUCACAACGCUGCCAGCGCAUUUGCCCAACAACAAUCUGGUAACGCUAGACCUCACGGGCAACAGCUUUGACAUCAUCAACGAGAGCUUCUUCAGCGCUCUGCCCGAAGUGGAGAGUCUCGUGCUGAAACUUUGCUCAAUCCGUGAGAUUGCCUCGCAUGCAUUCGAUAGACUGGCGGCCAUUCCAUUGAAGACACUUUAUAUGGACGAUAAUAAAUUAUCCCGUUUGCCAGAGCAUUUCUUUGCCCCGGGCAAUCAAUUGAGAUUGUUAAUUUUGGCACGCAAUCGACUGAGCAGCUUGAACGCUGGCGAUUUUCGCCAUCUACAACUCUUGGAGGAACUUGAUCUGCGUGGCAAUCUGAUAACUGAGUUUGGGGCAAGUGUUUUUGGACAACUGCAAAACCUGGAGGUGCUUUACCUGAAUGAGAAUCGCUUGCAACAGCUGCAGCCGGGCAUGUUUCCCACCAAUUUGCAACAUCUUCAUACGCUUUCGCUGGCCCAAAACCAAAUCACCAGCAUUGCGGCCAACACAUUCACAUUUCCGCAUCUGCGACACUUAUUUUUGGCCGGCAAUCAAUUGUCCCACAUACGCGAUGGAACCUUUUGCAACCUCAGCUAUCUCCAAGGAUUACAUUUGAAUGAGAAUCGCAUUGAGAAAUUCGAUUUGCAUGCCUUCGACUGCCUGGAGAAUUUGAGCUCUCUGCUCUUAACUGGCAAUCGCUUUAAGACUCUCGAUCCGGCAGUGCUGCAAAAUCUGAGCAGUCUUGACUUUAUCUACUUCUCGUGGUUCCAUUUGUGUCGAGCUGCGAUGCAUGUACGCGUCUGUGAUCCCCGUGGCGAUGGCAUCAGCAGCACCUUCCACCUGCUCGAUAAUCAGCUAUUACGCGGCAGUGUCUGGGUCAUGGCCUCCAUUGCCGUGGUGGGCAAUUUGCUGGUGCUGCUGGGUCGCUAUUUCUACAAGUCGCGCAGCAAUGUCGAGCAUUCGCUUUACUUGCGCCACCUGGCGGCCAGUGACUUCCUCAUGGGCAUCUACCUGACGCUAAUCGCAUGUGCAGACAUCAACUUUCGUGGCCAGUACAUUCGACACGAGGAAUCCUGGCGUCACAGCGGACUUUGCGCCUUCGCGGGCUUUCUGAGCACGUUCAGUUGCCAGUCGUCGACGCUGCUGCUUACACUCGUCACUUGGGAUCGUUUGAUGUCUGUGACGCGACCUUUAAAGCCACGAGAUGCUGAGAAGUUUCGCAUAGUACUGCGUCUGCUGCUCGUUUGGGGCAUGAGUUUUAUCCUGGCUGCCGCUCCAUUGAUGCCCAACGAUUAUUUUGGCGAACAUUUUUAUGGGAACAACGGUGUCUGCCUCUCACUCCACAUACACGAUCCAUACGCCAAGGGUUGGGAGUACUCGGCGCUGCUGUUCAUCUGCAUCAACACGAUGUCGCUGGUGUUCAUUCUGUUCUCGUAUGUUCGCAUGUUGCAAGCGAUACGUGACUCUGGCGGUGGCAUGCGUAGCACGCACAGCGGACGCGAGAGCGUCGUGGCAACACGCUUCGCCAUCAUUGUGACCACCGAUUGCGCCUGUUGGUUGCCCAUCAUAGUGGUCAAGAUUGCUGCUCUAUCCGGUUGUGUUAUAUCGCCCGAUUUGUAUGCCUGGCUGGCAGUGUUGGUACUGCCCGUAAAUUCGGCACUCAAUCCAGUUCUCUAUACGCUGACAACGGCGGCAUUUAAACAGCAGUUGCGUCGCUAUUGCCACACGUUGCCCAGCUGCUCGUUGGGCAACAAUGAGACGCGUUCCCAGACCCAAACCGCUUACGAGUCCGGCCUGAGUGUGAGUCUGGCCCAUAUGGGAGGCGGCGCUGGAGGAGGUGGUGGCGGUGGCAUUGGCGGCUUUGGUGGCGGAUCGGGACGCAAACACAUGUCCCAUCGACACAUGAGCUAUCUGUAG
Messenger RNA from Drosophila nasuta, 2606 nucleotides. RefSeq names its product Leucine-rich repeat-containing G protein-coupled receptor 4 (gene Lgr4). Lineage: Eukaryota; Metazoa; Arthropoda; Insecta; Diptera; Drosophilidae. Gene Ontology annotation, molecular function: protein binding; G protein-coupled peptide receptor activity. Bases 147 to 2606 code for a protein of 819 amino acids. Gene Ontology annotation, cellular component: plasma membrane. The transcript has 18 exons. Gene Ontology annotation, biological process: hormone-mediated signaling pathway; adenylate cyclase-activating G protein-coupled receptor signaling pathway; activation of adenylate cyclase activity. The record is from RefSeq and is a predicted model, not a curated record.